AUGAUAGGACGGUCAGUGGAUUCAGCGAUUCCUACAAUCUUGUUCUUUUGCGAGGGGAAGGAGCCGCGCAAAAAGGCUAAGAAGACUAUCGACGAAGGUGGUCUUUUGGGAAAGCUCGCCGGGUUCCGAACUGGACACCUCGCCAAACUACCGGGGAUAGGGAGGCUGAUACAGCCUGCAGCAGGGAAUGAAGACAUUCGGCAAUCGACAGGAUCUGGCAUGAUAUCUGAUGUCUACUUCGAUCCGUCAGCUCCUAUCAAAGCCAUCGCGAUGCCAAUAUUCAUCAAGCAGGUCGGUAAUAUCCUACGGAAAGCUACAGCUAACGCUGUCUUCGAGGGAGAAAAAUGUGUUUAUCUGUCCGUCUCACACGUGUUCUUCGGUGACGUAUCUUCACCACCAGCCGUGUCUACUACCAGCGACAGCGAAUUUGACUAUGGAAGUGGAACUGAAGACGAAGAUGAUGACAGAUGUAUGGAUGCAACAUCGCGCGCGAGUGUCAGCUCAUUAGAGGAAGGUUCUGACGACCAAUCGGAAUCGCCAACUUGCAAGUCUACCUCGACGACGUCACCUGUACCAUCGGUUCAAAGCGACCAAGAAUUUCCAGACGUGGCAGAUUUGGUGCUUUUAGGUCAUCUGACAACGUACUCUGUGGACCUCGAUUGGGCCGUGAUCGACGUUUGUCAUAUUGGAGUCUAUUCUGCCAUCUCUCAACUUAAAACAGAUGUACAGAGCGGAAGUAUUCAAGGGAAGUUGAUCUCCAGCACGGAGAACAUGGAGAUUGUUGCGCAUACCUCUCGAGGCCUUGUCCAUGGACAGUUGUCUCAUACAGCAACAUACAUGCGACUUCCAAACAAUAACAUAGCGUCUGCGGACUCCGUUCAGGAUGAGAGGUCUACUUUGGAAAGACAGGCAGUAACAAGAAGUCCUUCAGGUUUUGAGAGACCGCUUGGACACAGCAGGGAUCAGUCUGAUAUCGAAUUUGUUCAGCCCGAAUCCGAUUGCAGUUUUAGUUCAACGAAAAAGUUUCCGACACCGAUUCUCCAUUCUCCUAAUAGCACCACCUCGCUGUACUCUACACCACCCACAACUGAAUACGCAGAGUCUUCAAGAGCUUCGACACCUGCUCGUACCGAAUGGCAAGAUCUACAGCCGCCAAGUCCGAGCAAGCCUCCAGUAUACGACGAUAUGGGUAAACUGAGAUGGAUCAUCGGCAACAAACUAGAAGACUUCAAAACAACAUCUAAGAUGGUGACUGUUCGCCAAGCGGCCAUGGGUUCCUACUUGGAGAAGGUCCACCAAAUGACCAUGAGCGAUGAUCAAGGCGCCACGAGAGCUCGAUCUAUCGAGAUACCCAAAAGCAAACGGAAGAACGAUAGUAAAAAGAAGGAUUUGGAAUCCAACAAUCGACUCCAGCCUGACAGCAACGUUCCCGGUUCACAAGUAGCACACCAAUCCACCCUUUCUCGGAGACCUAUCGUUGUCCCAAUAAUAGAAGAAAUGAGAGGAUUUUAUCCAUUCGACUUAUAUCCAGUGCCAGAACUAUUCUCCCUAGGAAGGCUGGAUCCUUUUGGGGUCAUGUUUCCAUCUCAGUCCCAGCGCAUCUCUUUAGAAAGACUCAAACUCCACUUUCACCAAUGCUUCGCGACAGAGAGAAUGAUGGACAUUUGGAUGUCAGCAUGCCUUCAUUACCCUCACACUUUUCUCGGGACUCUUUACAUCGCAUCUUCACACUACGAUGCUCUGCGUCAGUGCAAAGCAGAGAGCCUUGAGACUGCAGGCUUGCGACAAGAGGUGAUUCAUUUUGUCUCUGAGCACCUCACUAACAGGGAAAAUGGCGUUGCUGAUCACAACAUUGUGGCAGUACUGCAACUUAUCACUGGAAACGUCAUAGGUGGUGUGGACGCAGGAUUAAAACUCCAUCAGGAUGGGUUGCAAACUAUGAUUCGACAACGCGGGGGCCUGCAAAAACUCGAUUCGAUAUUGGCAUCAAUGGUCUCAUGGCUUUCGUUAGAAACGGCCGUUCUUCAUGAGAAACAGCCAGUGACUGAGUACUCUGAGUACUGCAUGUCCCACUCGAGUAAAACGUACGCAUCAACAUUAGCUAUACCAGAAUCGCCAGUCUGGUGUCCCCAUGAGGAUUAUAUCACUUUACAGAGGUCUGACGGUUGUAAUGAGCAGACGCUGCAAUUGGUAGUAGACAUGCGCCGUAUGAUUGAUGGUCUAAUGAACGAGAAGGAAUCAACGGCUCGAGCCUCUGAGUCUCUCGAUCUUCUUCACGAGAAACUCACCAUGUAUACUCCAGUGUCUCAACGACAGCUUUCCGAAGACAUGAAGUGCGAAGACUGGAGAUAUGAAGCGGUCCAUUUGGUAUCAACCAUCCAAGCCAUAUCUCUCGCCAGACGCAUUCCACUGAGUGAGGCACUUGCUCAGGUGUGCGUAGCCGACGUCUAUUCGAUUCCGCAGCUUCCCAGUGAGCCGUUUCUUCCUCACGACAAGAUGACGACCGCGGAUGAAGACCUGUUUGCGUCUUCGGUUAGCCCAUCCGCAGUAUCUGUUGUAAGCUCGAGAUGCACUCCUAUGACGAUAGAUACCAGAGACUCUGUACUCUCUUCCCUCCCAUCCAUCUCCGCUUCCAAAAGCUAUUCGUCGGCUUUACCAUCUUCUAACACUAUGGAAGAGCCUACUUCUCAGUCAAAAUUCCUCCAGGAGCUCGUAGAUGCGCUUGAGAAGUCGGACAUGUCUAAUUGCUGGGACUACAUGGCAGGCGUACUUUUGUGGAUAGCUCUUACAGCCGGUGCAGCCAGUAGUAAGAGUGAUCACAAGGUGCUUCGAAGGUACUUCUCAGCCCUAGCGAUCAGAGUUUCAAUGUUUCUGUGCUUCGAGCACCCUGAAGCUUUGCAUGCGACACUUCUGCGGAUGGCGAAUAUUCUUAAGGCAUUACACCAGCCAGAGGAAAACCAGAGGUUAAAGAGAAGAAAGGUGUGA
Molecule: messenger RNA, 2985 nt
Organism: Alternaria burnsii
Lineage: Eukaryota; Fungi; Ascomycota; Dothideomycetes; Pleosporales; Pleosporaceae
Exons: 5
Coding region: 1-2985 (994 amino acids)
Source: RefSeq, a predicted model, not a curated record